AUGCGCUGCUGCUGUGCUCUCGCAGCCACAUGUAUUUGUUUAUUUGCUGUGCAGGGUGCGAUAGCACCAACACGAGCAUGCGCCCAAAGUGACUGGCGCUUUAGCUUCGGUGUUUGUCAUGAAGGCCUCCGACAUAUUUACCCAUACACACAGAGAUGCGACGAGACGAAGAGUCCUGUGAAGCCCUCGCCGCUUUUCAACGUGUCCUGUCAUAAAACCUGUCCUGCGGGAACACACUUGGCAGCAAAGCUCCUAAAUGGCCUGGUAGCGCUCGAUUGUGUGGACUGCAAACCCGGCCACUUCUCCUUGGGUGGCGGACUGUUGAUCUCCGGGCAGGCGGGAGAUUGGCAUCGCUCCUGGCCUCCUGGGCUCCGGAGCAGUUGCUCCUACCGACGCCUGGAUGGCUCUUGGCACACGGACGGCGCGAGCACUACUGGUCUAACGACUGGGGUUUGCCAGAUCCAGAUUCUGAGUCCUCCCACUGUUGCUGGGGCUUACUACAUCCGGGCAACACAUACGAAAAGCAAGGGAACAAGGUCCCCACUGGGUGUGGCUCUUUUCGUCCUGGCGCCGGGCGAUCGGCGCUUAUGCUACAGGAUCUCUGGAAACUUGCACCCACAGGCAGGCGGCUUCACAGGCCAGAGGCCUGGUGCAAGUCAAGCGGACACUGGCCGCCGCAGCCUGAAUUUCUGGUUGCUGGCAGCAGCAGGUGGUUGUUCUUACGAUCGAAAAGCGCAGGUGGCGGGCAUGGCCGGAGCACAGGGUGUGGUGCUCGCCCCUGCAGCUAUUUUGGACAUCGCUGCCGGUCCCCACGGGCCGCCAGAGCACACCCGACCGGGGGGAGACAACGUCUCCCGAACUGUGCCGAUCUAUGAGUUCCUGGAGAGUCAGGAUGCCCAAGUCCUCGCCGCAGCGCUGCGAGUGAGGCAGAAGGGAAGUGCAGAGAUGAUCCUCAACGACACAGCUGUGCAGUUGUGUUCAGAGACCGAACCUUCGGUCUCUCCCGAGAUCGGCACGCCGGGCAACGUCACGUACGGCUGCAAUGCUUGGAUGCCAGACGAGCUUGGCAACAGCAUCCACUCUGGCGACAAUCGCAACUUCAAUCGCAUGGUCUCUAGCUUGGAGCUCAGCGUGAACAUCGUGCGCAAGGAGGGCUAUGUAGUCUUCCGCUACCAAGUGGAUGCAGAGGAGGGCUACGAUGGCUUCAGCUUCGAAGUAGAUUGGAAGGAGGUCAACAGCUUAAAGGCUGCUAUCGGAACCUUGCCCCAGUUGCUGGAUGACCUGCGGAGCCACAACUUGCCUGAGAGUGCGAUCAGUGAUGCUGAACAGAACCUGAAAGUCGGGGUCAACUUGCUGGAAGCUAAUCUGCCUCGAAUUUGCUUCUUGGGAAAGACUGGGAGUGGCAAGACGUCGCUGAUGAAUGCUUUGCUCGACAAGACCCUGCUGCCUGCAGAGGACACUGGCAAGGAUGGGAUGUGCGACCACAGCAGAAGUUCCAAAGGGCAUAGACAACGUCCUGAAUCCCACCAGCUCUUUGAAUCGGAGUUCCAUUGGCUACCAGUGUUGCGUACUUUCGGCAAGGCUGUCACAAGCGCUGUGACCGAAGUCUUGCAUGAUCCGAGCAUCCUCGACGAAAGUGUCCUGAUCACUGUUAACGAAUGCAGCGUUGAUGAAUGGCGAGAAAAGAAGCGGAUGUUGGUGAAUGUCAUGCAAGGUGGGUACGCAGACGAUGCGGGGGUCGAUGUGGACGAUAUGCAAAAUGUUGCCGAGGCUGUCUUGAAAGCUGCAUGUCCCGAUGUGGCGCCGGAAGCUGUGCAGCUUGACACUCCAGAAGCACGAGAGUUCCUCCAACGAUUGGAAAACAGUUCGCAGAGGGCUCCUCAGCACUUCCAGUGCUCCGAAGAUGCAAGGAAGUUCCUGGUAGAUAGGGUCCAUCUUGCGAGCUCUGACGACUGGGUGCAGUCGGUGCUGACGUCGAGAGUCCUUAUCAGAGGUAACUUUCCGAAUAUUCCACAGGAUUGCAUCAUGGUGGAUCUCCCCGGGCUUGAGGACACCAACCUGUUGCGGUCUUCCGUGGCGGAAAGAUAUUUUGACCUCUACUGCAACCACGCCUGGUUCUGCCUGGCCAAGACCGAAAACAGGAUCGGCAGCAAUGCAGGUCUCUCACGGCAAAUCCGUGCACUUGCACGUGGUGGGAAUUUGGACAAGAUCCUUCUGGUGAGGACCAGAGCGGAUGAAGCCCCGAAGAAGGGAACUGAGAAGUUGGAGAGAGAGCACGAGGAGUUCAAGCGCCUUUGCCUCCAAGAGCUAAAGAAGCAAAGCUCUAGGGCCAGAUCAGGAGAAGGUGAGCCAGCUACUACUCGGAGACGGACAGGCCCGGACUCGGAAGUUGCCGGCGAGGCAUCGGCAUCCGCUUCCUCCUCUGCGCCGGCGGCGGCCAUGUCCUUCGCUGGUUAUGUCCAGGCCACAGCGGACCCAGGUUCGGAAGACAGACCAGCGGAAAUCCAGAUAGAAGCGGUCCUCGGCAAGCUUCAGCACAUCGGAGCCCAACAGGUCGAAAAGCUGAAAAGCCUCGUCUGCAACAUCUACGAUGCUCUCCAAUCCCUGGCCCGAGAGCGCUUUCAAGAAGAGCAGGAGCGCGAGGCCGAGCGGCAGGAGCGACAGCGCGAGAUGGAGCGGGAGGAAGCCCGGCGUGCCGACGAGCGACGCAGGCAACACCUGGAAGAACUGCGCCAGGUAAGGGAGCGCAGAGCCCAAGAAUUUCAGAGUCGCCGUGCAAACCUGGUGCUCAACUUCACACAAGCCCUACACGACUGCAAGCGCAUGGUGCAGGAGUUUCGCGAGGAGAUGGGGAGCUGCACUGGACUGACGGCAGUGGAGGCCGUUGUGCGCGAGCUGCAACGUGCGAAGCCACCGAAUGGGCAGACUCUUCGAGCGCUAAUCUCCGCAGGGGGCAUCUACACUUCGACAUCGCGUGGCUCCUUUGACCUGGUGGAGACCUUCUGCGGAGCACUCACCAUCCGAGGCACUGAGGAUUUUCUGCUGGCCUGGGCCACAGUUGUGGAGGAUUCAGAAAGGAAGCUGCGAGGUGUCCCAAACCUGCCGGCGGCCUUCAAUCAGGAACUCUCUCUGCGACUGACGGGCAUUCGCCAGCAGAUAAAUGCAAUGACCACAGCAGGUGGACCGAUUCGAAGCAUGUUGAGCAAUGCGCUCGUGUGGUUCGGAGGCAAAGGUGCGAGUGACUUUGCGAUCAUGUCUGCAGACGAUAAGUUGAAGAACUCUGUGAGACCAGCCCUUCGACGGAUCUCCCACAGCCUUUGUUCCUCCUUGGAGAGCGUCUUAAAUGGCCUUCAUGGUGAGCUCUCUCGACACCUUUUGAUGGGAGAGGCUCCCCCGUCUUCCCGGGUCGCUCCAGACCAGCCUACCUGCAUUAUUUGCCAGGAUGCUCCAGCUGUGGGGAACACCGCCACGGUAGUUCGCAGCCGUGCGCUGCUGAGUUUCUUGCUGCGCCUGUCGCUUUCACCUGUUCUGGGACGGGAGGCCAUGCCCUCGACAUCCUCACAGCGAAAUUGGACGGAUGUCCGCGUAAAUCUUACGAAGGGUGCCCACGUCCUCCGCUGGCAGUAUGCAAAGGACUACAGUGGUUACACGGGCAUGGACCGUGCACAACUGCAGCUCGUGCAAGUGGUGGGAACGCAAUACGCAGACUUGGAGUGCUUCCACUGCCACGGAUCUGGCAUGCACAGCAUCGGGGGCGCGGACCACUGCAAUGCCUGCCUGCGGAACCAGUACCUGUCGGCAGGCAGAUCCGCAAGCCUGGCCAGAUGCCAGCCAUGCCCCGCCGGCAAGUGGUCGGUACCCGGCAGCGUAUCUGCCGCCUCCUGUGUCACGGCCGAGAAGUGCACAAGCGAGUCUGUCAAGGUGGCGCUUUCACCUUGCCAGGGUGGCAGACAGCACCAAGUCAGGAGCUGGAUCCUGCCGGUGAUUUGUGAUGUGAACGACUCCUCGGCUGCCGCUUUGCUCCAGGGAGCGGCUGGAGAUCAGGAGUGUGUCCCUUGCGAGCCCAACACCUGGCGGCCAAGCAACGCCGCAUGCGUGCCUAAGACAAUCUCCUGCCCAGCGGGCCACUAUGCAGUCACUGAACUCGUCCUGAGUCGAUGGGCGGAGUGGCCGAAGAACCUGUCCCAGGAGGUCAUCGGCCCGCAUGAGGAAGUGGCGGGCAUCGCCGACGUCCCGGGCGGUUGGGCGCUGAACAACGGCAGCCUUCACAUGACCUCGGGAGUUGGCGGUAUCCACAUCACGGACAAGCUCGAAGCGAGAUUGCACUUGGACGUUCAGGUGACAUUGUCGCCUGGUCGAGUGAACUACACCAUCGAGCUCCCGAGCGCUGACAUGUGGGCAGACAUGAGAUUCCUGGUGGAUGGCGUGAUCAGCUCUAACAUCCCCGGCUUUCAUGUGGAACGGUUUACCAUGAGGGCGGAGCAUGUGACCCGCUUCCAGGUCACCGGGCCACUCUGGCCUGGGCGGCAUCGCCUCACGUGGAGUUGUAGCCACUCGCUGCUGGGAGCUGAUUUGCGGCGGGUGCGCCUGCUUCGUGUGGCCGUGCAGGGAGCUGCAGAUGCAGGUGCAUCUGAAUGUGCCCCUUGCCCAGCAGGACAGGAGGUGUCGCCGAAUGGAGCUAGCUGCCGCAGCUGUCCUCCUGGGCAUUUCCUUACGAAGGUGGCUUCCAGCACUCGCUGCACUGCAUGUCGUCCAGGAAAAUUCAGCGACACAUGGGCCGCCACGGACUGUCGCUUUUGUGGACCAGGCACCACCGCUGGUGUGGGCGCAAUCACUUGCGAUCCCCAGCCCAUCCUGCUGACGCGCGACUUUGCGGCAGCAGCAAAGGUCCUAACGCCUGGAGAAGUCGUCAUCAACGUCACUUCUGCGAUUCAGCGGUGGCGAGCGGCCACAGAGGGCGUGACUGGACCGCUGCUGGUGGGUGGCCGGAAGUUCUACAUCAGCCUGAUGAGACCGGCACCACCGCCCGGCGACGAGGGUGGCAUGGCGUACGUUUGGGAGCAGGACUGUGCUCCGGCGGACCACGGGGGCUCCAGCGCGGGGAGCCCAGGGCUAGAAGUCGAAAGUUGCCAGAAGAAGAGCUCCAAAGCAUGCAAGAAAGUUCAUCUUCAUCUUCAGGCAGUGGCUCUAGGAAGCAUGCGGGGAGUACGCUUCACAUGGAAGAAGGCAUUGUCAGGAUUUUCGCUCCUUCUUCGUUGCGACACGGCAGCGCGAAUGCCUGAGCCACCGGCUCGGAGCGAUGCGGCAGGUCGGAAGGGGUGA
Molecule: messenger RNA, 5322 nt
Organism: Symbiodinium sp. CCMP2592
Lineage: Eukaryota; Dinophyceae; Suessiales; Symbiodiniaceae
Source: the annotation of a GenBank genome assembly